AUGCUACUCCAAACCGCAGGCCUCGAACACGUCUACUUCCCCGAAGACCCAGCCUACACCCAACGAAUAGAUUCCUACUGGUCCCUCACCGCCCAACUCACGCCCUACUGCAUCGUCGAGCCCGAAACCGCCCCCGACGUCUCCCGCGCCGUAACAACGCUCGUCCACCGCACGGCCUGCAACUUCGCCGUCCGCAGCGGCGGGCACUCCGCCAACGCAGGCGCCAACAACAUUGACGCCGGCGUCACCAUCGACCUCCACCGCAUGAACUCAACCACCCACAACCCCGCCACCGCCACCGCCUCCCUCCUCCCCGGCGCCCGCUGGCUCGACGUCUACCAGCACCUGGACGCACUCAACCUAAGCGUGCAAGGCGGGCGCAACGGCGGCGUCGGCGUUGGUGGGCUCGUGCUGGGCGGCGGGUGUUCGUACUACAUGUACGCGCGUGGACUGGUCUGCGACAGCGUGCGGGGGUUCGAAGUCGUGCUGGCGAACGGCACUAUCAUCGAAGCCAACGCGCGGGGGGCGAACGCGGAUCUGUGGCGGGCGCUGAAGGGGGGUGGAGCGGGGAAUUUUGGGAUAGUGACGAGGGUGGAUAUGGAGGUGUUUCCGCGGACGCCGAUUUGGGUGGCGGCGAGGAGGUUUCCGGCGGGAUUGGAGGGCGUGGGGGAUAAGCAUGUGGAGGCGUUGGUGGAGUGGGUGGAUGGGGUGGCGGGGUAUCGGAAUGCGUCGGCGUUGGUGUUUUGGACGUAUAAGCCGGCGGAUAAUGGGACGGUUGUCAAUACCAGGUUGACUGAUGUUGGGGGGAGGGCGGCGCCGCCGGUGUUUGACAAGUUUUUGGCUAUCGAGGGGAAUAUUUCUUCGGAUGUCGGCAUGACCAAUUUGUCGACGUUGUCACCGAAUACAGUGUCGUAUGGUUAUCGGAAUAUCUGGCUUACCCUCACUUUCAAGAACGAUGCGCGGAUGCUCAAGAAAGUGGUUGAACUACACGAUGUUCUCGUUGAGGAAAUGAAGCAGGUAAUCCCCGAUGGCGACUUCGAGACACAGGCUUUCUUCCAGCCAUUGCCGACCAUCGUUAGCCAGCAUUCUAUUGAACGCGGUGGCAAUAUCCUAGGCAUAGACAAAAUCGAGGACAACGCUAUCAUUUGGCUAGGCUCUGUUGCAGUAAACACUGUUGAGCAAGAAGAAAUUGGUCGGCAAAAGAUAUAUGCAUGGAAAGAUGCCGUUGAAGAGUACAGCAAGAGUAUCGGCGCUUUCUUGAGCUAUCGCUACUGCAACUAUGCGGAGCAGUCACAAAGUGUGAUGAGAAGCUAUGGGGAAGAGAACUUCCGAAAGAUGCAGGUCGUUGCAGACAAGUACGAUCCAGAGCGUGUUUUCCAAACUCGGGUUCCAGUUGCUGAGAAGUGGGAGGUUAGAGCUGCUUCAUUUGUCGUGGUGCAGUGA
Molecule: messenger RNA, 1443 nt
Organism: Lasiodiplodia theobromae
Lineage: Eukaryota; Fungi; Ascomycota; Dothideomycetes; Botryosphaeriales; Botryosphaeriaceae
Product: FAD binding domain containing protein
Exons: 5
Coding region: 1-1443 (480 amino acids)
Molecular function (GO): FAD binding
Source: RefSeq, a predicted model, not a curated record